AUGCCCUCCGCGCCCUUGCAUGGCUUGGGAGAAGUUGGUAAAAUCCCGGUUUCAAGGACUCCUAUUCCCUUGUGGUACCUUGGUCUUGAUGGGUUUAUUGGAUGUUCCACAUAUGCAACCACGAUCGAGCGUCAUCGCUGGGCCAGACUUGCGCCCCCUGACGAAGCGGAAUUCCAGGGUCGCACAUGGGUUUUGCGAGAUGGGAGGUCUGUGGCUGUCCCUGUAAGAGAAAAGUCCUAUCUAUCAACUCCCUUGCCCUCGGUUUCUCGAUAUCAUUGGUCUUCAGCAUGUUCGACUAGGUCCAAUGCCCGUAGUUUAUCCAGUGUUCCCCACAACGGUACAUUUCUCGACUGGGGAGAGCCAGAAAAUUAUGUAUCUGUCGAAUUCGGGUGUCUAGAAACUUUUCCAGGCCGUUUUCGAAGACCCAUCGAAGCCUCGAAGGAAGCGCUCGCAGCUAAGUCUGCUCCGAUAAGCGUAAUAAUACCCAGAGACGGCUUAACCUGCAUGCACCGCGCACAGUGUGCAGGCUCCGUUGUUAUUCCAGAUUCGCUCGAAGAACCUGGGUGGUCUCUCAGCAACCUGAGUGGGGAUGAAAUUUCAACCGAGACUGCGAAAUGA
Messenger RNA from Aspergillus ochraceoroseus IBT 24754, 618 nucleotides. RefSeq lists its product as uncharacterized. NCBI's taxonomy places the organism in Eukaryota, Fungi, Ascomycota, Eurotiomycetes, Eurotiales, Aspergillaceae. The coding region runs from base 1 to 618 and encodes 205 amino acids. The record is from RefSeq and is a predicted model, not a curated record. The transcript has 4 exons.